AUGUUCAUUCGGAGCUUGAUGCUACAAAAACAAAAUGCGACCCAGCCUACCACAAAACCUAAAUCUAGCAAUAAAACUCUGGAGGAGAAAGGGAUUGCUCUUCUUCCGAUCAGAUUUGGUUCAAGGGUUUACUUCAUUCGAUUAGCUCAAAAAAACCCUAGAAAAAUCCAAAACAUCAUCAACAAUAAACAUACAUCUUCUGCUAAAACUCACAAACGACCUUGCCUCUCCAAUCAGGCAACCUUGUUCUCUAUUGAAAACCUCGAUAUGUCUAAGUUAUCAUUAUUUGACGAGGAUGGGGAAGCUUUGGGGGUUUUAGUUUAUGUUCACUUCAUUGGAUGGAUAAGAAGAGGCGAUGCAGAGUUUGUGCGACUCAAGGUAUUGAAGCUACAGGGGGUUAGAGCCAAGGGAAUGGGGAGGAUUUUGACGCUGGAGGUGAUUGAGAUAAUGGUGUGUAGCAUCUCCACUAAUCCCUCUGCAUUAAAAAUCAAAGAAGAGCAAGAGAGGGAGGGGAACUUCUUCUUGAAUGUCCAUCUAACCAACAAUGUUUCAGGAAAUCGCUAAAUAAGCUAAGGAAAUUUUGACAUUCCCAGGUUAGUAUCUUUUUU
Molecule: messenger RNA, 608 nt
Organism: Lactuca saligna
Lineage: Eukaryota; Viridiplantae; Streptophyta; Magnoliopsida; Asterales; Asteraceae
Source: the annotation of a GenBank genome assembly